Molecule: messenger RNA, 1236 nt
Organism: Stylonychia lemnae
Lineage: Eukaryota; Ciliophora; Spirotrichea; Sporadotrichida; Oxytrichidae
Source: the annotation of a GenBank genome assembly
AUGGAUAAAUUGCUAAAUCAACUAAUAAAGCUUGUUAGCGAAGACGACGAUAUAAUAGAUCCAGACGGUAUUAGGUCUUGUGAGGAUGAUGAAGUUGGAGAACUCUAUAAAUGCAAGUUUAAUCUUGUAAAUUAAAGAAGCUUUGGUAUUGAGUGUUUUAGACAAUGGGUUAUACUCUUGCUUUCUAUUGGCAUGAUUGCAUUUUUCUCAUAUUGCUUAUACAAACUGUACAAAACACAAAGAGCAUUUACAUUUGACUUCCUUAUGAUCUUAAUUGAGACAUUUAAAUUUAUAUUCAUCCAAAUGAUAACUUUGCUUCUGAUUAUGAUAUUUUAAUCUUAAAUCAGAGCCAUUGUUUGUGCUAAUUUUAUUAAAAAAGCAUUGGUUGCAACCUAAUAAGAGCACAAACUGAAUCAAUCGAACAAAUCUGAAGAUGAAUAAAUAAUUGGGCUGCUCGAUGAUCAAAAAUAGAAACAGUGUCUAGAACUUUAGAUAAAAAGACUUUCAAUCGGCUACCUCUUAUUCGCAAUAUUUGAUCUAAUGCUUCUUGGAAUUGGAAAUGUGAUUGAUAGUAAUGAGCAUCAAGUAUUCUUUUGUGUUGAAAGUUGGUAUUUACUAUACAUUGAGGCUCCAGCCGUAUGGUUCAUACUUUUUCACAUGCUUUUCUUUUACGUAUUCUCCAUCUUGAUCUGGUACAUUUUCUAUCAGAUUCCUAAUUAGCAUGGCUUAAUUAAGAGAAUGUAUGCCAAGGAUCUAAGAAUGACAUAGAACUACAAGAGUACAAUUUCAACUGGAAAUUUAAAGGAGAGCGAAGUUGUUGAAGAGUUCAUGAAGGCAACUCAAAAUACUGAAAUUGCUCCGGUCUCGCCUUUACUAAGAAAAAUUACAGUGAUUAACGAUACUUCCCCAAGAUUCAUAACUAGCCCAAAUUAAUAUUCUCCGAAAAACAAAACAAUGAUUAGCAAACAGAAUAUCAAUUUCUCUGAAGUCAAUAACUAUAAUUUUCAAUCAAAUCUUAAUGGCAGUGGAACUUCUUAAGAAUUCAAAGAUGUUCAUGUUGAAGCAGAUGACAUUAGUACAAAUAACUAAAACACUAACUCUGAAUAUCUUUUAGUUCCGAAUCCUAACAUUAAUAACAAUCAAAAGAAAAAGAAAAAGUAUAAUAUGUUUAAUAAGCCUGAAGUGACUGGGAGUGUAUACUCCAAAACUAGAAAUAAUAGCAAGUUCGAUAACUGA